This is a messenger RNA of Colletotrichum gloeosporioides, 7722 nucleotides long. RefSeq names its product Compactin diketide synthase mokB. The record is from RefSeq and is a predicted model, not a curated record. NCBI's taxonomy places the organism in Eukaryota, Fungi, Ascomycota, Sordariomycetes, Glomerellales, Glomerellaceae. Gene Ontology annotation, biological process: fatty acid biosynthetic process; secondary metabolite biosynthetic process. Bases 1 to 7722 code for a protein of 2573 amino acids. Gene Ontology annotation, molecular function: fatty acid synthase activity; oxidoreductase activity; phosphopantetheine binding. The transcript has 7 exons.
AUGGUUCUCCAGGAGCCCAUCGCCGUUAUCGGCUUUGAUCUUACGUUUCCUGGCGAUGCCAGUACACCUGCAGGCUUCGCAGAACUUCUCGCCAAAGGACGAUCCGCCCAUGGCGAAGUACCAAAGGAUCGUUAUGAUGUAGAUUCUUUUUACCACCCGGAUGCUUCUCGGGCCGGAUCCAUGAGUGUGCGAACAGGCCAUUUCCUGAAAGAAGACGUAUCGAGAUUUGACGCACCGUUCUUCUCGUUUAUGGCCACGGAAGCAGAUUGCCUAGACCCUCAGCAGCGGAUGCUGUUGGAAGGAACCUAUCGAGCUCUUGAAAAUGCUGGCAUCUCUUUACAGGGUGUCAGUGGAACCGACACCUCGGUGUUUUCUGGUGCAUUCACCCAUGAAUACAGAAGCAUUCUGUUGAAAGAUCUCGACAGAGAACAUCUCAAGUAUGCUCCACUGGGACUGAAUGCUCCAAUGCUUGCAAACAGAAUCAGCUGGUUCUACAACCUCAAGGCCCAGAGUCUUACAGUUGAGACUGCAUGCUCGAGCAGUCUUGUAGCCUGCCACUUAGCGGCACAGAGCUUGGACAACAAGGAAUCAUCCAUGGCAAUUGUAACUGGUUGCAAUCUCAUUCACAACCCUGACAUGACCAAUCACCUCUGCAAUCUUGGAGUUCUCUCACCAGACGGAAAGUCUUACAGCUUUGACGAGAAGGCGAACGGUUACGCCCGCGGUGAGGGUAUCGCCGUUAUCAUCCUUAAGAGAGUAUCCGAUGCAAUCAGAGACGGUAACACUAUCCGUGGCAUCAUCAGAAAUAUUGGAUGCAACCAGGAUGGCAAAAGUCCCGGUGUCACUAUGCCAACCGCGGAAGCGCAGUCGAGCCUCAUGAACCGUCUGUACACCGAAGCCGGUCUCGAUCCUGGCGCAACCAGAUACUUCGAGGCACAUGCCACGGGUACUGCUGUUGGAGACCCCAUCGAGAUGAGUGCUAUUAACUCAGUUUUCUCAAAGCGCCUUUCUGCUGAAAACCCGAUGUAUGUCGGUUCUGUCAAAACGAACGUAGGCCAUCUUGAGGGUGCUGCGGGUCUUGCUGGCUUGUUGAAGUCCGUUUACAUCCUCGAGAGUGGCAUCAUACCUAAGAAUCUGUGGUUCGAGAAGUGGAAUCCCCAAGUACAGCUUGAUGAGAGCUUAUUCUUAGUUCCCACGACUGCGGUACCCUGGCCAGACAACACACCGCGAAGAAUCUCGCUGAACAGCUUUGGUAUAGGAGGAACCAAUGCGCAUGUCAUUCUUGAAGACGCCUGCUCAUAUCUUGAAAGCCGCGGGCUGAGAGCGCCACACUCUACUUCACGCCGUUCACUUCUCUAUCAAACGGAGGAGACUCGACUAGCUGCUUCGAGAACUCAGUCUCAAAUCAAACCGCAGCUCUACGUUUUGUCAGCGUUUGACCAAGCUGGGGUGAAGAGACUUGCAGACUCCUAUGUGCGCCAUUUGGAGGUUAGAUCAUCGACUUUUGGUGAGACUUACCUCGAUGAUCUAAGCUACACGCUUGCAGCCAAGCGAAGCAACUUCCACUGGAGGGCAGCUGUGGUUGCUAAUGACAAUGAAAGUCUCUGCGAGCGCUUGAGAGAGCUUGAGAACCCGACUCGAUCGAACACCAAAAUCGAGAUCGGACUCGUGUUCACUGGCCAAGGCGCACAAUGGCUCGGUAUGGGACGCGAGCUCCUGAGAUACACGGUGUUCAGGGAAAGUAUUGAGGCUGCCAAUGCGUAUCUCCAGAGCUUAGGAUGCUCUUGGUCUCUGACAGGUAACCUACCAAUAGUCACUCCGUUUCAAAUUCACUUUACUUACAUCACUACAGAUGUGCUGUCCAUGAACACGGAGAAGAUAAACAUUGAGACUCCAGCUUCAAGCCACCCAACGGUGACCGCUCUGCAGGUUGCUCUCGUCGACCUUCUUCAAAGCUGGUCAGUAGCACCGCAUGCUGUCAUCGGCCACUCCUCUGGCGAGAUCGCAGCAGCUUAUGCAUCUUCAGCCAUUUCUCGAGAGAGUGCAUGGAAGAUUGCUUACCACCGUGGACGUCUGUCUUCAACAAUCAGCACGGGGGCCAUGAUUGCAGUCAGUCUUGGAAGAGAAGAGGCCAAAACUUAUGUCGAGAAAGUCAACGAACAAGACAGCGAGGGUCAUGUCACGAUUGCUUGCAUAAAUAGCCCAAAGAGCGUCACCAUUAGCGGCAGUGCCAAAGCAAUUGACCUGCUCUCAUCUCUCCUGGACUCGGAUGGAAUCUUUGGCCGAAAGUUGAGGGUCGUCAAUGCCUACCAUUCUUCUCAUAUGGACUCAAUUGCCGAGGAAUACGCCAGGAGCAUCGGAACGAUUGAGCCAGGGACUCCUCUAGAAGCAGCAUCAGUACCGAAGUUCUUUUCUUCGUACUUGGGAAGGCAAGCAACGACUCAAGACCUACUUGACCCGGCAUACUGGGUUGGCAACUUGCUCUCACCGGUGGAAUUCAGCAGUGGCUUGCAAGCUAUGAUGACCGACUCGGUGGAUGAUGCAUCAACUUCAAAGAAAGCAGCAGUCGGUCUCCUCGUUGAGGUUGGCCCGCAUUCAGUUCUCCAGUCUCCCAUUCGUGACAUUCUACAAAUCACACCUGGGGUCAAGGACGUCACUUACACGUCUAUGCUCAUCAGAAAUCGUCCAGCCGACGGCACGGCCCUCGAAGCGGCAGGUUAUAUGUUCUGCCGAGGUUAUCAACUUGACAUGUCUGCUGUGGUUUCCAGCACGGCUGGAAACGCUCAUCUUAAAAUGCUUGUCGACCUCCCCGCCUACCCAUUCGACCAUUCAACAGUUUACUGGAACGAAAGUCGACUGAGCAAGAACUAUCGGUUCCGCAAGCAUCCACGCCAUGAUCUCCUGGGUUCACCAGUUCCAGAUUGGAAUCCCUCAAAUGCCAUAUGGGGGCAUUUCAUUCGAGCCAAAGAGAACCCAUGGGUCAAAGACCACGUCAUCACGGGCAGCACUCUUUAUCCAGCUGCCGGAAUGCUGGUAAUGGCCAUUGAAGCUUGUAAGCAGUUGGUUGAUCCUGCUCUUAAGCUAGCUGGUUUCCGAUUCAAGGAUGUCUCAUUCCAUGCUGCCCUCAAUAUCCCGGAAGAUGCGGAGGGAAUCGAAACCCGCUUCCAUCUUCGCCCUCUCUGGGAGGGAACAUCAAGUCAGUCGGCGACAUGGAGUGAGUUCGAACUUUGGAGCUACCAAAACGACGAAUGGCGGAAUCAUUGCCGUGGUUGGAUUCAAGUCGACAUCGACUCGAGCCAUACCAUUGUGGACGGUGGUUUGGAGCAGGUGAAGUUCGAGGAGACCUGCGUAAAGGUCGUGAAAGAUUCCGACAAUACUUGUCUUGACCCUCUCACUCAUGACCAAGUGUACGAGGCUUUUGAUUUGGCCGGCCUGAGCUAUGGCCCUUCUUUCCGAAACCUGUCAGAUGUCAGUGUUGGGCCGUCUACCCUGGCAGCAAUGACUCUUACAUCACCGGAUCUGGUAUCUAUCAUGCCAUACGGUUUUACUCACCCCCACGUUAUCCAUCCUACAAGCCUCGACAGUGCCAUAUCGGGCGCCUUUAUCGCACUGCAUCGGGGUGGCGCGGAGGGCGACAUGCAAGCCGCUGUGCCAACAUCGAUCAAAGAGAUGUGGAUUGCUUCCAGUCAGAAUGAAACCACUCCGCUACAAUCGAUGCGACUAUCUGCUGGUACCAUUGACAAAGGAGCCAGAAAGUUUGAGGCGGAGUUGAUCGGAGUUGAUCCCCAAUCCCGAAAGCCUCUUCUCACGGUCAAGGGGCUGGUAUGCACCUCCAUCGCCCACGGCGAAACGACCUCAUCCGAUACCAACACAUGCUACAACGUCGACUGGAGACCAGAUGCUACCCUUUUGAAGCAAGAACAUGCUUUGCGGGGACUCAAUAUCUCGGAAUCGCUUCUCGAUCCCAACGAGUCUGCCAUCUGUUCCGACACACAUGCUCUCGUUUAUGCAUACCUAAAGCGUUAUUUAGAGUCGUAUAGUGCUGAAAGCGUUGAUUCGACGAAGUCUCAUUAUCAGAAGUACUUGACUUGGGCUCAACGCUUCAUUGCCAACCGUGAGGGGCGCACAUUCAACCGCGAGGAGCUCGAUUACUCCGACGAGGCUAUCGCCGCUCUGGAGACUAAACUGGACAACUCAAGUGCUGGAGGACGGUUGAUGGUUGGCGUUGGACGGGUACUGCCCGACAUUCUCUCCGGCGCACGGGAUCCGCUCCAAGUCCUCUUCACUGACCAGCUUGCUGAGAACAUCUACCACCGGCCCUACAGCUCUGCCAUCAUCGGAAACUACAUGCGCACACUGGCACACAAGAACCCGCACAUGCAAAUCCUUGAGGUUGGAGCUGGAACGGGAGCAACUACUGGUCCGGUUCUUGAAGCACUCACUCGAGACGGGAAGCCGCUUUUUGGGAGAUAUGAUUUCACGGAUGUUUCACCUGCCUUCCUUGCCAAAGCCGAGCAGAACUUCCAGAGCACUGCAAAUAAGAUGGGAUUCGCCACGCUCAAUAUCGAGCAAGAUCCCCUGGUUCAGGACUUUGCGCAAGAGCAGUACGAUGUCAUCAUUGCUUCCAACGUCAUUCACGCCACCAGAAGCAUCCAUGAGACGUUGCGCAACAUACGCCUUCUUCUGAAGCCCGGUGGGAAAUUUAUACUCUUUGAGGUCACCAACUUGGAUACGUAUGGCAACUUCUCGUUCGGAUUGCUUCCAGGCUGGUGGCUUAGUACGGAAGAGUAUCGCAAAGAUGGCCCACUCCUGACAGUUGAAGGCUGGGACUCGCAUCUCAAAGACAGCGGCUUCGGUGGUAUCGACCUCUGUUUCGACGACGGUCUCGCGCCCGCAGAAUUCAACGUCAUGAUUGGCACCGCCAAGCCUGCAGAGACUGAGCAUUCUGAAGACGACUCAGUUAGCAUCAUCGUUGACGAUCGAUGUGCGUUACAGCAGCAUCUUGCGAGCCGACUUCAAACUGCUUUGUUAUCUUGCGGUUCCAAAGUUUCCGUUGAAAUCGUCAAGUUGGUGGAUUUGAGCACAGCCAGUCUAGAGCGAAAGACGUGCAUCUUCCUUCCGGAGCUCUUUGAGUCUGUUCUUGCUAAACCCAACGAAAAGGUUUUCGGCGGAAUCAAGAACAUGUGCGGAUCGGCUCAUGCUAUCUUGUGGGUUGUUCAAGGAGGGGGUGUUGCCCCAACCAACCCCACGGCCGAUAUGGUACUUGGGUUUGCGCGAACCAUGAGAAUGGAGAAUGCAGCUCGAUUUCUCACCUUGAGCCUUUCCAGCCUCCCUCCCUUGGAGGACUGCGGGCAUGCCGCCGACACGAUUCUGCAGUUCGUCAAUGAGAAGCUUCUCGCUUCUGACACUUCCCCUCUUGUCGACAAUGCUUUCUGCGAACACGAUGGACUCCUCAUGAUUCCCCGACUCAUCACUGGUUCCGGUUUGUUCGGUGGCAAUGGCUCUAGGGCACUUUCUGGCCGCAACGCCGGGCCGGAGCCAACUGUCUUUGGAGCCAGUCCUGAACGAGCAUUGAUGUUAGAAGUUGCAACUCCUGGACUUCUUGACUCAAUGCGCUUCGUUGACGAUGAUAUCUACAGCCGUCCUCUGGGUGAAGGCGAGGUUGAGUUCCGUAUCAUGGCUGCUGGUCAAAACUUCCGGCAUCUUCUGCAUGCCUUGGGUCAACUCCCAAACAGCGCAAACGGUGCCGAAGCCGCCGGUGUUGUCACUCGGACGGGUCCAAACACCCCCUUCACUGUCGGUGAUCGUGUUUUCGGCUGCCAUCAGAGACUUUUCGGUACCUUUGCUCGAGGUCCUCACCACUGCUUGGCACCGAUUCCAUCUCAACUAUCCUUCUGCGAAGCUGCGGCUAUCCCGAUCGUCUUCAUGACGGCUUACAUGGCCCUCUAUGACUACGCGCGCAUUCAAAGGGGGGAGACAGUGCUUAUUCACUCGGCCGCUGGAGGUCUCGGUCAAGCAUGUAUUCAGCUGGCGCAGCUCGCGGGCGCCGAGGUCUUUGCAACUGUCGGCUCCCUCGAUAAACGAGAUCUUCUCGUCAAGACCUAUGGUAUACCGUCUGAUCACAUCUUCUCGAGUCGCGACCUGAGCUUUGCCCGUGGUGUCAUGCGUAUGACUGGCGGAAAGGGAGUUGACGUUGCUGUCAACUCACUAUCUGGGGCCGCGUUGCGUGCCACUUGGGAGUGUCUGACAUCUUUCGGCCGUUUCGCCGAGUGCGGCAAAAAGGAUGUUCUGGCUGCAGCAACGCUUCCGAUGCACCAGUUCCUCAGAAACGUUAGCUUCCGUUUGAUCGAUCUUGAGAUGCUGGUCAUGGAGAAGAAGGAGCAAGCUGGACGCUUGAUGAGAGAUGUGAUGCAGCUCGUUGCUGAAGGUUCUAUCAAGAGCAUCCAGCCACUUCAUGUCUUCCCAUACUCUCAAGUCCAGGAGUCUUACAAGUUCAUGCAGUCCGGAAAGCAUUUCGGAAAGAUUGUCCUCGAAUCACGACCUGACGACGUGGUGAUGGCUACACCGUCACAGAAAGCAUCAUGGACAUUCAGUCCAAAUGCCACCUACGUAAUCUCCGGCGGAUUGGGAGGUAUUGGACGCGGAAUCGCAAGGUGGAUGACCAAGCGUGGAGCUCGAAACUUGGUCCUUCUUUCUCGAACGGGUCCUACGCGAAAGUCAGCUCAAGCGCUAAUGACUGAGCUGAAGUUAAAAGGCGUCACGGUUUUCUGUCCAGUAGCGGACGUUACAGACGCAGCAGCGCUCAGAAAGGCGCUUGAUGAUGUCUCAGCAAAAAUGCCUCCAGUCAAGGGUUGCAUACAGGCUGCCAUGGUGCUCAAGGCUACCCUAUUCGCGAAUAUGUCGGUUAAGGACUACAUGACUUGCGUUGAUCCAAAGCUGCGAGGCUCGUUGAACUUGCAAGAGAUGCUGCCAUCAACCAUGGACUUCUUCGUCCUUCUUUCAUCUUUCGCAGGUCUCAUCGGUGAACCGGGCGAAGCCAAUUAUGCUGCUGGAAAUACUUAUCAAGACUCUCUGGCUCGCCAUCUAGUUUCCAAGGGCCAGAAAGCUGUUGCGAUCGACCUUGGCAUGAUGGGUUCAAUUGGCUACGUUGCUGAAAGUCUUGACAGAGCAGCGCAGCUGGAGCACAUUGGUCUCGACGCCAUGAGACCCCAUGAGCUAUACAACAUCCUCGACGAAAUCUGUGAUCCUAGCCUUCCGCUACCCUCUACUCUGGAGUCUCAAGCAGUCUUCGGUGUUCCGAAAUUCCAGGAUCCUCGAUCGCUGAAUGGCAGGACACCUCUAUGGAAGCGAGACCCCAUUUUCAUACACCUUCGACCGUCAGAUGACAACUCUGAGCAAGCUAAUGGCGAUCUUGGGGAUGAGACCCUGAGCUGCCGGCGUCUCCUCAGCCCUGCCGAAUCAACUGAGGCAGCAGUCGAGGUUGUCAUCCAGGGGCUUGCUCAAAAGAUCUGGAACAUACUCAAAGCAGAUGUACAAGUUGAUCUUUCUGCUCCACUGCAUUCGUAUGGCGUUGAUUCUCUUGUUGCGAUCGAGUUGCGGUCAUGGAUUGUCAACGAGAUGGGUGCGGAGAUGACCAUCUUUGAGCUGAUGGGCAGUGGCGGGCUGGAUGUUCUGGCGCCUCUGAUUGUUAAGAGAAGUGUUUUCGUGUCGGUGAAGGGUUGA